AUUCGCAGAGUUGAUUCCACGGGAAUUUCAUCAACAUGCUUCUUAGAUUUAUUGUUACCCUCAUGUUUUUAUGCCAAAUUUUUGCCGCUGAAUCGUGGAGAAAACCAGGCUGUCAUAGAAUUGGUCACACAAGAAAUAUAAGCAUCCCAGAUUGCGUAGAAUUUAAAAUAACAACGAAUGCAUGCCGCGGGUAUUGUGAGUCCUGGUCCCUUCCCAGUAUUAUGCUUGGGUUUAAGAGACAUCCCGUAACUUCAUUAGGACAAUGCUGUAACAUAAUGGAAGCUGAAGAUGUACCUGUCAAAGUCCUGUGCUUGGAUGGAGAAAGAAAUUUAAUAUUUAAAUCUGCGGUUUCAUGCGCAUGUUACCAUUGCCAAAAAGAAUGAAAAUAAUAUUUUUAACUUAACAUUUUUAACUAAAUCUAAUCAAUUUAUUUGGAGUAACUUGUUGAAUGUUACAUCAGUAUGCUGCGAAGUAAGCUGG
Messenger RNA from Bombyx mori (domestic silkworm), 480 nucleotides. RefSeq names its product glycoprotein hormone alpha 2 (gene Gpa2). Gene Ontology annotation, molecular function: hormone receptor binding. The record is from RefSeq and is marked provisional. Gene Ontology annotation, biological process: cell surface receptor signaling pathway. NCBI's taxonomy places the organism in Eukaryota, Metazoa, Arthropoda, Insecta, Lepidoptera, Bombycidae. The coding region runs from base 36 to 383 and encodes 115 amino acids. The transcript has 3 exons.